Molecule: messenger RNA, 890 nt
Organism: Pyricularia oryzae 70-15
Lineage: Eukaryota; Fungi; Ascomycota; Sordariomycetes; Magnaporthales; Pyriculariaceae
Exons: 2
Coding region: 52-396 (114 amino acids)
Source: RefSeq, a predicted model, not a curated record
ACAAAAAAAAAAAAAAAAAAAAAAAACACAAAAAAACCAACACCAAACAAAAUGCUUGCCAACAACAUCCUCAUCCUGGGCCUCGCCGCCAUCGCCUCUGCCCAAUCAUUCGUGGGUUUCGCCGCCGGCGGCAUUACCUGUGAGACCGGCGUCAGCGCCACCCAGGACGAGGUCGUUGCUGCCAUGGUGGGGCCCAAGGGCACGCUGACGGAAAAGAGGGCGGACAAUCUGGCUACCAAGGGAUGCAACAAGGUCAAGGCGCCACUAUUCAAGGUCUCGGUGCAAAAGAAGUUCAUCUUGUCCUACGCCUUUGACAAGCCUACCAACACUUAUACCCUGUGCUCUGUGUCCAUUGGUGGAACCGGGAGGGGCCCUCAGUGCAGUGCGAAACCAUAAACUCGACAGAACACGAGAGGCGGCUUUUUGGGUUUCGGGAAUUUUCGAGCGUGAGCCUGGUGUCACGGUCCUUGUUUUUCUUUGGGCAUUUACGGGUCUUUGUUUGGGGCAUUCUGGCGGGCUUUUGGAUACAGGCAAUCCAUCUUGAGCGAUGAAUAUACCCUUUUCGCAUUUCUUUCUUAGCUGGGAUCGAUUUGGCCUGCAUAUGGGCCGAUGGAUCGAGAGCUUUGCAUCUUUUGAUCUGGUUUUGGGGGCAGUGUGUUGAGUGGACAAUCCAAGCAGCUACGACAAGCACAUGUCAAAUCUGGGCCAUGGUGAUCUCUGACAUCCCAAUCAGGAGGUAUUAUCUGCGUCUAAAAUAUCAUGUACCUCGUAGUCGCACAGACAUAUUCUGCAUUACAAAACAGCCCACCUAUUUUAGAUCCACGAGACUUGAAAUUAAAUGCGUCAAGCCUCAGACGACAGAAAAUAAUAAGAAGAGAAAACCAUCACGC